Chaetomium globosum CBS 148.51 is the source of this 1113-nucleotide messenger RNA. RefSeq lists its product as uncharacterized. Bases 1 to 1113 code for a protein of 370 amino acids. Lineage: Eukaryota; Fungi; Ascomycota; Sordariomycetes; Sordariales; Chaetomiaceae. The record is from RefSeq and is a predicted model, not a curated record. The transcript has a single exon.
AUGUCACCCCCAGAGCUAGAGGCUUCGUCGCCCAUCACCAAGGCCGACGUGGUCUUCACCGAAGCCACCCCCGAACAGCGCAUCCUCUGUUGGGAGCUCAACGGCGCCUCGUGGGCCCCGCCCAUGACCAUCGCACAAUACGUCGGGCGCGAGACGGCCCUCUCCGAAACGGCCCUCUCCACCAACGGCGGCACCAAAUACUUCGUGCUGCACCCCCAGAACGACGCCACCACCAUCGUCUCCGCCUGCGAAGUCACCGCCAAACGCGCCCUCGUCACUGACAACAACACCAACACAGCCCGCGAGGUCGCCGCGUACUCCAUCGCCAGCGUGUUCACCAACCCGCGCUUCCGCGAGCACGGCAUGGCCAGCCACAUGCUGCGCCAAGUGCAGGAGGUCGUCGACCGGACCAGCGAGUGUGGCGCGCUGUACAGCGACAUCGGCCGCGUCUACUACACACGCCUCGGGUGGAAGGACUUUCGCAGCCCGCAGGUGCUGCUAACCGUUUCUGAGGAUUUAUCUGUUUUCUUUUCUCCUGGGGUGGUGCUCUUGACUGCGGAUGGGGUCGCGACGUUGUGCGAGCAGGAUGUGGAGGCCAUUAAACGCCGGUUCCAGCGGCUGGCGGCGUCGGGGGAUGGGAAGACGCAUGUUGCGUUUUUACCGACGGCAGAACAGAUGGCCUGGCAUUUUACGCGGGAUGGGUAUGUGUGCAAGACGCUGUUGGGGAGGGAGGUGGUGCAUCGUGGGGCGAAGACGGAGGAUGGAGCGAGCUGGAUCUACUGGGACCAUGACCUGCGCGAGAAGAAGUUGAAGGUGCUCAGGGUUGUUACGCGGGAGGAGGAUGGGGGGGAGAAGCAACGGGGGGAUGUGAAGAAGCUGUUGAUGGCGGCGCUGGCGGAGGCUAGGGAGUGGGGGUUGCCGAAGGUGUUGGUUUGGAACCCUACCACUAAGGUGGCGGAGGUGACGACUGGAAUUUGGAAGGAUUUGGGCCCCAAGGUGCAAGUCACUUUUGAGGAACGGGAGGACGGUUCGAUUCCCAGCUUGAGGUGGAAGGGCGACAAAGGGUUGGAGGAGGUUGUGUGGGAGAGCAACGAAUAUUAUGCUUGGUGCUAG